CGCUCGCUAUAGGGAAACGCCGAUCCCAGCCUCAACUCCUCGUAUUCGUAUCCAGCUAUUACAGAGGAGGGGUAUACAGCUGGCGACGAAGGGGGGCGCCAUAAUAUCAGCAGCCAUUCAUAUAAAAGUGUAAUUAAUAUUAAAGAAAGUGAAUGAAGGGUAAAUAAGAAGCGGUUCCGGGUCAGCUCCUGGGAUGUUUACCAUAGUUACAGAAGGCCGGUGCUGUUGCUAUGGGAACAUGGGGUUGCUGUCAGUGUGCGAGUCUCAAAUGUCUGAUUACUGUCAGUAAAGCCGAUAGACUUUGUGGGGAGAAGUCAGUCCUUAUUCUCCUUAACUCAAUGGAACAGUUCCCGAUAACACUGAAAAGCACCGAUGGUAGCGUGGAAUCUGGAAACUGAAGAACACUUUUUAAAAACUUAUCUCAGUAAUCACUUAUUUAAACAGUGACUGCACCAUACAUUGCUGUGUGUCCACAGAUAUACCAUGGCUCAACUGGCAGAGCAUUCAUUAACUUCACACAAGGAUCAUCAUUAUUAUUUUACAAGCAGGUCACCUAUCUGCCCGUAUGUGUGCUCAACACCAAAGGAUUUCGUAGCAGAGAGAAAUUAUUUGGCCCAAACAAUAUUCCCUCAGCUUGUCCACUUCUGUCUUACCAGAGGAACUUAUUUUAAAGCUGUUGAUCUCAAGUGGCCAAUAAUUAAGAGCUCCAGCAAUGAACAUUCUAUAUCUCAUGUACAGACGGAUUAUAUAGCACAUCAGCAGUUGAAGCUCUGUUUGGAUUAUAUUAACAGCUCAUUUCCUUUCUUUAUAUGUAUACUUGGUCACACUUAUGGUGAAUUUUUACCAAAGAUGCAGGUUCCCAUGAGCUCUGCUUGCCUAUCAAACACUUCUGGUCUAUCGGAAAUAGAGCAGAAUCUUAUUGUGGCAGAAAGAGGUGGCUAUCCCUGGGUCCUGGAGGGAAGGAACAAGGAAUGUAGCUUCACAGAACUUGAGGUUAUCCAAGCUACGUCUUUCAAAGAUGCUCAAUUUCAGUACUACUACUUUAGAGAUUACCAAUAUAUUGAAGAACAAUUACUCCAAUCUAAUGAAUAUGAGAAGCAAAGUAUUAUGUCAUCUUUUGCAAGUGCAAAUGAGAAUGAAGAAUUGAAGAUAUGGGAGCUGAAAACCAGCAUAGUGGACAAAGGAUUUCCUGUGAGGUUUUUUAAAACGAAGGAGGAGCUUGGGAGUUUGGUACUGAAAGAUUGGUGUGAUGUUAUAGACAAGCUUUAUCCCCUCAACUCCACUCCUGCAAACAUAGGUCACGAACACAACCUUGCACAAGCGUACCACCAAGCAUAUGUUGAAAGUCUUUGCAAAGAUUUUGUGGACUCGCAAAGAUUGAAGAAGCUUUUCUUGGUCCUUGAUACAUUUGCUAGUGAUAUUCUGAUAAAUGAGCCGCCUGGUAACAUCAGUGGUAAUGUGACUGCAGACAGGUCAGAUGUAAAGUCUAUUCUCCUGUUGCACGGUGAGCGAGGCAGUGGAAAAUCAACAGCAGUUGCAAAAUGGCUGACUUCUUAUAGAAGAUGUUAUCCAGAUGUUACAGUUAUCCCAUACUUUGUGGGAAACAGCGGAAGAAGAGAUAACAUUAUGUGUUUCAUGCAGCAUUGCAUCAUCUUGCUCCAGUGUGAUUACUUUGGAAUCGAAACUAAUGACGUUUAUUCCAAUGAGAACUUCAGUGACAUGUGGGAGUUCCCACUACUUGUUGAGGCUUUUUUGGCAUCUGUUGCACUGAAACCAUGUGUCCUUGUACUGGACGGAGUGGAUGAACUGUCUGGAACUCAUGGUCAACACGCACAGCAAGCAAAGAGGUUUGCAUGGCUUUCUCCCAAACUUCCUCAUCAGUGUAAAAUGAUCAUGACUACCAGGACUUUCCACCUGUCCCACAAAUGUCUGAUGCUACGUUCAGAUGUCCAGAUGGCAGAGUUUGGAGCCAUAACAGAUGUAGAUGAACGCUUGUGCAUCUUUUAUAAGCACCUAGCAAUGCCAAGCAGAAAUGUAGCACAAACCUUGCUGGAGAGCAUUACAAACAAGAAAAAGAAAAUAACAGCUCUUCAUCUCGCAGUCCUGGCAAGUGAGCUACGUAUCUGCCCCAACCUGUCCAGCUGUAGAGACAGCCAUCUGGAACCAGUGUCCACAGAGCAGCUUUGGUCAUUGCUCAUACAUCAUUGGAUCAAACACUACAGUUGGUCAUGUGAAUGGAAAAAGAAGGGUAAAAAAUCCAAACCAAAUUUUGCCAGUGAUGUUCUCAAUACAGGAUGGGUGGUGGAUGUUCUGUGCGUACUCACCACCUCACAUUGUGGCUUACACGAUGGUGAUAUACUCAAGUUACUAAACAGAAUAGGAUACCAACAUCAGUAUGAAGUAACGCCACUGCACUGGGCUGCAUUUCGCUCAGCAACUUCAAAAUGGAUUUGGGAAAAGCCAGAUGGGUUGUUGCAGAUUCGGUACCAAUCCUUUCGUGAUGCUGUUGCCCACUUACUGCUUGGAGUUGCCAUGCCAAUCAGUGAAUGUCUGGAAUAUUCUUCUCAGGUGACAAUGAAUCAUAAAAGAACAUAUUUUCAUCAUCUCCUUCUGAAGCACUUUCAGCAAAUGGAUCUCUCACAUCAGGUGUAUGAAGAAGUGCCAUGGCAUCUGAAGAUGACUGGCAAACUGAAGGAAUUAUACAGAUUUCUUUUAAAUCCAAGGACACUGAGCUUGAUCUGUAGAAACAUGAAGUAUGGAUGUCAGAUGAAGAUGGAUCUGAUUCAGUACUGGCAGACGCUGUUGUACUCAGGAAAAGACCCAGCAGUGGAAUGUGAAAUGUUAUUACACAGAAUAACAGAACACCCAGAUGAAUUGGCUGAUCAGGGCAGAGUAAUGUCCUUUGCUGCCCAGUGCCUUAAAGAAAUUGGUAAGACCAAAGAAGCCCUGGCAAUACUGUCAUCUAUUGAAUGUCUUCUGACGUCAUCGGAAGGCAUAAACAAUAAAGUACUGUUAUGGUCACAGAAAAUUGCUGGAGAUUUGUAUCGAGACAUUGGGUCCUGGCAAGAAGCAAUUCUUUGCUAUAAUAAUGCACUGGAUAACCUUCACUGUUUUACCGCUGAUGACCUAGAGAAUAAUUGCAAAUUGCUGAAACUCAGAGAACGCCUGUUGUGUUUAAAAGCCACCUUGAAUACCAGAAGAUGCUUUGAACAGCGCAGUCAAAUGCUUGAAAACACUAUUGAACAGUUCCACUUAUACACCCAUGGGCCUUAUGAACAGGCUGCUGUGAAACUUUGUAAAGGACUCCAGAGAUUUUCUGUCGGUGACUUGAUUGAAUCAGAGAAAUACUUAGAUGAAUGUUUGGAUAUCAGAAGCAAACUGUACGGCAAGAACCACAUUCUCUGUGGAGAGGUCCAGGAGUACAUUGCUGACAUACAAAGUCAUCCGCAAACCAGCAACUAUUCCCAAAGGUUACAUGCACUUGAAUACUAUAAGAGUGUUAUAAAAAUCAAAGAAGACACUGAAAAAUAUUCCUCAUCCCCGGAAAUUAGGCAGAAUCUCAGACUAAGUCUCAGCAAUACGUUGCUUAAGGCAGGAAAGCUACUAUGUCACAGUGAUUUGGGAAACAGUAAAGAGGCUGUAGAAAUGCUUCAGAGAUCCCUGGACAUCAGAACCAGCAUUGUUGGUCUUGAACAUCCGUUGAGCUGUGAAGUACAAUUCUCUCUGAAGGCAUUCAAAAACAGCAGAAGCAAAGUGCUAGUACUUUCGGGAGUUGAAAACCAGCCCAGAAAUACAAGUGCGAUUGCCCACAGGAGAUUUUUUAAUGUUCACCCAACAGUAUGCCACCUUGAUACUGAAUUUCUCAGAAAAUCUCCUGAGGCUUUACACUCCUUAAUUGACAAUGGAACUGAUGACUUUGUGUUGAGGCACAGUAACAGGAGAGCCCACUCUGCCCACACAAUCCUUCUUAAGAACAGCAAACUAAAAUAUAACGAAGAAGAAGAAUACGCGUGGCAUCAAGAUACUAAUUCAGAAACAGCCUUAAUGUGCCCAAUAUCAAAAUGUAUUGGAAAAAGGCCUGCUUCAGGAAUAAGCUUCUUGCCAAGUACCCUAUACUCUCGCCCAGGCAGUGUGUGUCAGACAUCUAUGUCAGGCCCCCUCAGUGAUAUUUUAUCUUUAGUUUAUCUUAGUAGACCAGUCUCAAAAUCUGAAUGUUUCAAAUUAGUCCAUAAGUCUGCCUGGUACCACGUCCCUGGACGUUAUCCGACGCCUCAGACACCUUUUCCACCCAAGAGACAUCAAGUGCGCAAAGAGAUCGAACUUGGCUGGAAAAACAUUAUGAAGUAGGUAGUAUGUAGGAAUUUGCAUCGAUAACUUGUACUAAGGGCUACAUAGUGAACAAGCAUAGGUGUACGGUAAUCAGUUUGAAAGAUUAGCUUGUUUUAAUAAAAAAAAGUUUAUUUUUAUGGUUUGUUGGCUGUAAAAUGUUUGUUUUCUAUGUAAUUCUGCUUGUGGUUACUG
Molecule: messenger RNA, 4521 nt
Organism: Pseudophryne corroboree (corroboree frog)
Lineage: Eukaryota; Metazoa; Chordata; Amphibia; Anura; Myobatrachidae
Product: putative tetratricopeptide repeat protein 41
Exons: 16
Coding region: 484-4347 (1287 amino acids)
Cellular component (GO): Cul4-RING E3 ubiquitin ligase complex
Molecular function (GO): protein binding
Source: RefSeq, a predicted model, not a curated record